AUACAACCAUCCAUCCAUCCAUCCAUCCACUUCCAAGUCUCUGCAUCACAAAGCCAAAACCAAUGGAAGCCAAACUCCAUUCCCUUGUCACAAAACCGCCAUUACCGACAACCCUCACAAAGCAUUCAACCACCGCCAAGUAUCCGACACUCUUACCGUCCCGCCACCGCCCACCACUCAAAUUCAGCCCCAUCAGCAGCAGCAGCAGCAGCAACAAUGCUAAUGAGUCCAGCGUCUCGGAGAGUGACAACCUCCCGCGGCCACAAAUAACGCCGCCCCCAGAAACCGUCGAGGUGCGGUUCAGGAGACGGUCGAGAAGGCGCUCGAACCAACAGAGGGACGACAAAAAGGGUGACAGACGGCUUGCAAAGGCAGAGCAGGCUCCGGUGCAGAAGAAGUGGGAAGACAUGAACGUAGCUGAGAAGGCCAUGGCGCUCUACGUGGGAGAGAAAGGCCUGCUAUUUUGGCUCAACAAGUUUGCAUACGCCUCCAUCUUCAUCGUCAUCGGAGGGUGGAUAUUUUUCCGGUUUGUGGGGCCGUCACUCAACCUUUACCAGUUGGAUUCUCCUCCUCUCUCUCCUGAUUCCAUGUUCAAGGGUUCUUCUUGAUCACCAAUCCCAGACACGCCCUAAGAUCUGUUUUGUUCUUCGUCAAUGACAUUGGUUUUCUUUUCUGGGUAUUUCUGUUCUAGGAGGUUUUGUAGCUCUAUUUCAUCACAAACCCACAUGAAUGAAAUAUCCUAUAAGUUAUGAAUAAUAACUCAAAUGGAAACACUUUCAUUA
Molecule: messenger RNA, 782 nt
Organism: Morus notabilis
Lineage: Eukaryota; Viridiplantae; Streptophyta; Magnoliopsida; Rosales; Moraceae
Exons: 1
Coding region: 63-608 (181 amino acids)
Cellular component (GO): chloroplast
Source: RefSeq, a predicted model, not a curated record